Molecule: messenger RNA, 5420 nt
Organism: Podarcis muralis (Common wall lizard)
Lineage: Eukaryota; Metazoa; Chordata; Lepidosauria; Squamata; Lacertidae
Gene: NKAIN2
Product: sodium/potassium transporting ATPase interacting 2
Biological process (GO): regulation of sodium ion transport
Source: RefSeq, a predicted model, not a curated record
GCUGGCGGGGUGGGGAAAAAAAAAACCCGGGGCGGAGAGAAAGAAAGAGAGAGAGGAACGCGAAAGCGUGAGCGGAGGCUGUGUUGGCGCGCGCGCGCCUGCCUCUGACAAGGGAGACGACCCUGAAGUCUCGAGCAGAGCCAAAGUCAUAAGGGGAUUGGGAGGUCCUCCUCCGCUCCUUUCCCGCUCCCCACCCCACCCCACCCGCCGCCCCCUCCCCGCCUUCUCCAAGCUGGGCUGGAGCGGCGGCCGCCGUUGCCUUGCUUACAUGGAGAGACAGCGCCUGUCAUGCUUGUGAGCAGCGGCAGCCGCCGCCAGCUCCCUGCCUCCUCCUCCUCCUCCUUCUGUUGCUGUGCUGCAUUGGGAAUAACCGCUCUGCCAUUGACUGGAGGUGGGCUCGAGCCCUCGCGAGGGGAAUAAUACCUGGCCGAGCGCGGAGCCUCGGAGGCUUCUCGGCCUCCCGUCUGAGGGGGGACGACAACAACAACAGCAGCAGCGAGAAGUGCCCGCAGGAGGAGAGGGGGCUUCCCGCCCGCCGCCGCCGCCGCCCGCCGGAAUGAGCUGAGCCCCCUUUCGCCCGCCUCUCUGCCCGAGUGGGCUGGAUGGCUCGCGGGCUGAGCGCAGGCGGCUGGCAAACUUGCAGGGCCCGCCGAAUGCCUUCGGGGAGCGCCGCUGCUCCCGCCGGCUUCCGGGACGCCGCCGCCGCCGCCCGCGCCGCUCUUGGCGGAGGCAUCUUGGCACAAGGGGAGUGAAGGCUGCAAAGGCGGCUGCUGUCCGCGCAGGGGGUGCUGCUCACGCGGUCCUAAUGCCUGUCACUUCUCGGGACGCGCUGGUGGUGGCAGCGGCGGCGGCGGCGGCUGCAGGCGGGAGCCCCCCGAGUGCUGCUCGGGCUUGCUUGGCUUCUUCCGGCAUCUGAUUGGAUACGGCCGGGCUCUGCGUGGGACAGCGGAGCUGUGGCGAGGGGCCUCCGAGAGACAGAGAGAGAGGAAAAAAACAUGGGUUAUUGCAGCGGCAGGUGCACGCUGAUCUUCAUCUGUGGCAUGCAACUGGUAUGUGUGCUGGAGAGACAGAUAUUUGAUUUCCUUGGUUAUCAGUGGGCACCAAUCCUGGCAAAUUUUGUACACAUUAUUAUAGUCAUACUUGGCUUAUUUGGAACCAUCCAGUAUAGACCUCGCUACAUAACAGGAUACGCUGUCUGGUUAGUCCUCUGGGUUACAUGGAAUGUAUUUGUUAUCUGCUUCUACUUGGAGGCUGGGGACCUAUCAAAGGAAACAGAUCUUAUACUGACCUUCAAUAUCUCAAUGCACCGUUCUUGGUGGAUGGAGAAUGGGCCGGGCUGCACAGUGACAUCUGUGACCCCAGCCCCAGACUGGGCACCGGAGGACCAUCGCUACAUCACUGUCUCAGGUUGUGUUCUUGAAUACCAAUAUAUAGAAGUGGCUCACAGUUCCCUACAGAUCUUUCUUGCACUGGCAGGAUUCAUCUACGCCUGUUAUGUUGUGAAAUGUAUCACCGAAGAAGAGGACAGCUCUGAAUACCCGAUGAUGGGAGGAAGAAUGGCCUACUGGCUCCCUGGAGCAAACCAGAUUGACUUCAUAGGUGGAUUUGACUCUUACGGCUAUCAAGGCCCACAGAAGACAUCUCAUUUACAGCUACAGCCCAUGUAUAUGUCCAAGUAGACAAAACAAAGUCUGUGGUUGGGGUCGAAGGACUAGUCAAAGAACUUAUUCCAGCACGGCCUCCUGUGAGUGCAAAAGAAGGAAGAAGUCUUAACUUUUCUGUUUCAAAAUAUAAUACUAGAAGAAUGCUGGGACACGGAGACCUCACUUUCUCACAAGUACAGACUGCAAUGCACAAGAUCCUUUCUCUCCCAUCUUGGAUUUUCCAAAUUCUUAUACAGAAAGUUCAGAAGGAGAAGCGGUGGCACCAUCUUCUGGUCACUGCCUGCCUUCUCUUCCCUUUGCUCCUGCCUCUGAAUUAUGAAAAAUAUCUCAUCCAUUUUGGUUCUGUCAGGAGCCGUGUCCUCUUAGUCAAUAAACACUAACGAUACCAUGAUGACCUUGAAACAGAAGUCAAUAGACAGCAAGUUGUUUGCCCUAAAGGCUGUAUAAUACAUACUUGCCUUAACCUAUCCUAAGUUACACAUCAGAGAAAUUCGGUGUGGACUUUCUGAAGUAACUUCCUUUAGGCUCAACCAUGCUGUUCAUUAAUUGUUAAAGAUUUCUAAGGCUGUGUCAGGUAAUAGACUCUGCUCCCCAGUAGUUCCAGAGUUGGCUGUGUAAGAAAACCACCCGCUGGCAGACAGAAGAGGUGCUUUAAGUCUCCAGAAGGGCUGGGAUGCAAAUACACUUUAAAAUACUUCUAACAGAACUGGGCUCUUUGGGGAGCUGGAAAAUGCUGAGGGGAAAAGGAACAUUUACUAAAGUAAUAACUGUAAAGAAACAACAAAAACAGUGCUCCUUAACCCCACUGUUUUUAUUUACUGCACUCUAGGUGCUUUUAUAAAUGACUCUAAAUAUGUCUUUUACUAAUGACAGAGACGUCUGCAUUAUUUCUAUCAGCAGAGGCCAACUGAAUAUGUAUUAACUAUGUUUACUCUUUUAUAACUUAAUUCCAGUUGAAAAUCCUAUGUAGGUGAGCUUUUUUAAAAAAAGAAAAACCUGCAGCAUAUAAGAUAUUUCUUUCUGGGUUUUGUUUUGUUUUUUUAGUUGGGGUGGGAGUAGUUGCGUUGGUAACAUUUUUGAAGACCUUUUUGUGAUAUUUGGGGGAUCUGUUGUGUGUUAGAAUGUGUAUCUUAACUUUCUGUAUUAUCGUGGCUGGGAAAAAAAAGCUGUGCUGUUAUGUAGUUGGCAACAAGAUGCCUUUGGAAACUUUGCUAGUAGAUCAAUGUCUUUAUGAAAUACUCUUGGAGUCCUAGAAACGUCUGUUUGUUCUGAAUUUGAGCUGUAUAUUCAGCCACUUCAUUGGCUUUUCAAUGGGAAGAGAUAUUUUGCUCAGGAUUUUUUGGAACCGGAAUUGCCCUCAUUUCUUUAUUUAAAACUUACAUGGGUAUUCCAGCUGUAGGCACUUGAUGGGGGAGAGGUUCUUCUACAACUUAGCAAAUUGCCCAUCAAGUCGUCUUCAGGCAACGUUUUUCUACACUUGCCAAAUGUUUGCAUUCUGUGUGGCCUAUAAAAACCAUCAUUCCCCAUGACAACUUUCAAAGUCUGUUCCUAUAGAAACACCAGUCCAACUCACUCCACCUCACAUUUUUGUAUCUUUCAAUGGAUGUAACAUGUCACAGACAAAAAUAAAUCUGGAUGCGUACAGGACAGACAUGCACUAUAAACAUAAUCAGAUUCCAGCAACUAAAGUGGAAUGGAUGUAACCAAACUGUACUAUGAGGAAAUCUGCGUAGUAUAGUGGAUAAUACAUGUAAAUUUCAAAACUGUAUUCCUGCAAGAUCAAGCAUCCUACUCUUAAGUAGUUGCAUAAUUGUAUCUACACUGCACUGGUGCAGAUUUUCAAGGUGCUCUAUAAUUCUUGUUGGCUUGUUCGCCAUUUUAGGCUCGGACCAGAAGUCACUGUAAACCUAACAUUCACUCGCUAUCAGUGGAAUUAGUCUGGGAUAUGAUGCAUGAAGUAUUGCAUCCUUAACUUUACUUUUCAGAUAGGUGAGUUAAGGAGCAUGGACCAUGUUACAUAGUGAAGCAGCAGCAACUCACUGACAUUCUAUCUCCGCUUAUGGGGAUAGACACAGCAUAUCAGCAAACUUAUAUAUGUAUUCUGGCUCUGGAGUAGAGUUUUGAUCUCCUGAAUGCAUAUCCAUAGCUCAGACUCCUGGUUUAUUAAAGAAUGAUGACUAUACUUAACUACACAAUUUUUGGAGAAUCCAUUGCUUUAUAUAGGUUCGAUCUUGCUAAACACCAUAAAGGCCUAAUUACUUUAAAAAUAAUUGUGUUUAUUUUUUCUGUUUGUAUAAUCAUAUAUAUAUGGGAGUGUACCAACACCAAGCUUCCUCAAAUUCCCUAUCAGGAAAUGUUUGUGAAGUUUGUGGUUCAGUUCAGUGUUAGCAAAUAUGAGCAAGCUAGCCAGUCAGCCAGUGCUAUUUCAUCGGCCUCUAGGAUGAUGGCACUUCUCUACCUUUGCUUCCCAUGCCUGCACCGGUAUCUACUAGGAAACAGCCAUCUUGCUGCAAAUAAAUGGUAUACUUUCCUAGAAUGUAUCCUGCUACCCCUGCUGCCAAAUAUUGCUGUAUGUUUUUAAAAGCAACUGCAUCCACUGUAGAACAAAGCUGAAUGAGAAGAGGGAAGUAUGUUCCCUUAUUUCCUGUGGGCUGUAUCACCCCUAGUGCAAAAGCCUCCAUGAAAGAUACAGAGUUUCUCGAGCUCAUGUGCAGGUUUACAAGGAUCCAGACUUGCUCUUAUAGCAGCACUAACAGCAAGUGCCAGCUGCUUUUCAGAGUGCAGCGCAAUAGUAUGACUAGUGAGUGUCCAGAAAGGAGAAGUGCUUGUAGGACAGAUGUCGGGUAAGGGAACCACUUUCUCUGCUUUAGUGUGGGCACUGUCCCAACGAGAGAUGGGCUUUCACUAUAAAAGGGACUCCCAACUGAGUUCUCCUCCUAUAGGAAUAUAUUUGGCUAGAACUUCUUUCCCUGAAUUUGUCUAGGUGUACUGCAGGCUUCUUCCCUCUAGCAAUGCCCCUGGGGAAAUGGAGUUGAAAAAUGACAGUGAGGCGUUUUAUUUCGGUUUGGUUUUUUUGCAAGAGAUCAGAGAAAAGAGAAAGCUACUCACAUUUAAAAUGGAUUGGCAUGCGGAGGAGCAGAGGCGCCUGGAGGUAAGACGAGAAAGUCGCUGAAGACCAUGGUCUUCGAGAAGUGAGAUGGUUCUGCUAUGACUGUAAGAGGAGAAAGAAGGUUAGAGUGCCUCUUCUCCUAGUGCAAGAGUAAGCAAAAGCAGAGAAUUUUGAGGCAUUGCGAUGAAAAUUCUACACUUUCGAUGCUGCCAUACAAACACACACACACACACACACACACACACACAAUAGGCCUUCAUACUUGCUUACAUUGCAGCUAAAUCACUACCACCAAAACAAUUUCAAGACUGUUGACUACUACAGUGGAUAAACUAAUGGACACAUCUGCUAUGGAAAGAGUUUUAGAGCACAGUAGUGUGAGAAUAUCUGAAAUGCUGUUGUUGAAUUGUACAGCUGUAUCCUCCUCAAAAAUCCAGUGAAGAAUGUUAUUUUUCUAGACUGGGCUUUUUGUUGUUAUAAAUCCAAAUAUUUAGAAGGCAAGUGUUAACAAUCCAAAUGUCCUUUUUUUCUUAUAGUCAUUUGUUAACUCUGAAUGUAUUUUUAACAGAAGGUGGAUUUUUUUUUGACUAACUAGUGUAAUUUGCAUUUUAAAAAAAUAAAUGGAAAAAUAUAGGUUUCCAAGUGUU